CGUUCUACACCUAUAGCUGCCAAAGUUCUUUCCCGUGGGUAACACAUUGCAGCCACAGAACCGGGGAUCAUGGUUAGGCAGGUUCCUGAUUGACUGUGCCCAGCAAAACCUAGGUUGCCUGCCUUAUACCUUGCGGCGGGGGUGUGGACUGGAUGCGAGCCAACGAUACCAACUUAUGACCCUGUCUAGAAUACGACCAAAACGUCAUUAGGGAUACCGCGAGGGUCAGGCCUUCCGCUUCUGGGCACCCCUUCUUACGAGCUUCGCCCCAGCAGGGUGAAUAUUCAACUAUCCAAAGUGCCUUCGUCAUCAACCUAACCGCGCGCCCUUGAAGACCGGCGACGGAUACAACCUCGCUUCUGCCUGUACGUGAACGGAAAUAUAAAGCCAGCGCAGAAUCUUCUUCAGAAUGAGCAAGAACGAGCAACAGCGUCUUCAACACUCUACGAGUUCCACCUCAUCUCCCCAAGCAUCACCCAUCCAGACAAGAUACACCCCGCAAGAAGCUGACGACCUCCUUCGCAAGCUCCAAGAGACUACAAUUGAAGCUCUGAGAACAUCGAGCAACGACAUGGACUCCAGCAACUCCUACGGCGGCGGCGGCAGCAGCUCCAAGGGCACCUCUCCUGAUGACGGGAGCAAAUCUUACGACCAACCUGUCAUAUUCGACGGCCUCCUUCCUCGGAUAGAGACAAGAGGACAAAGCAAACAUGCCUCCAAGAAGAAAAGCGGCAAGAAGAAGGAAGACAAGAGCUCAAGUCAACAGUAUGUGCCCUCGACAGACGACAAGACGACAGGCGCUAACGCUUCCCACGCAAGAUGAAGAGGCUUCUAGCGGCCAUGUAUGAUUGUCAUGUGCUGAAGCGUAAGCUGAGGCCAGUUCCCUGGCGCGGUUUGGCCGUCACGAUGCGGUACGAGCUAUACAUGGCACCAUACUUGGCUUGGAUUUUGGCG
Colletotrichum navitas is the source of this 954-nucleotide messenger RNA. RefSeq lists its product as uncharacterized. The record is from RefSeq and is a predicted model, not a curated record. Lineage: Eukaryota; Fungi; Ascomycota; Sordariomycetes; Glomerellales; Glomerellaceae. The transcript is spliced from 2 exons. Bases 410 to 823 code for a protein of 137 amino acids.